CCCCCUGGCCUCCACCGACUGCUCGCCAGGCUUCCACACCCACUUACGCACCCUCACACUAAGACAGACUGACAAGAAAGAAAAAGAACAACGCAAGACAGGGAUAUUGGCUUGUACCAGGUGCACUGACGCAAGCCAUCCAGCAACGAACUAAGGAAAAUGACAGAUCAACAAGGAAGCCCAGACCAGUUACCUGCAGAGAAGGGCCAGGGAGGAGCUGGAGCCUCAUAUAAGUUGACCGUUUUCGAGUUGGAGAACUUCCGUGGAAAGAAAGUGGAAUUAUCUGGCGAAUGUAAAGAUGUGCUGGAGAAGACACAGAAAGUUGGCUCCAUCAUUGUGGAAUCUGGACCAUGGAUUGGUUUUGAACAUCCACGUUUUGCAGGUGAGAAGUUUGUAUUGGAGAAGGGGGAGUAUCCCCGCUGGAGCACCUGGACCAACUGCCAGAGUCACUUCUGUCUGAGCUCUUUCAGGCCCCUAAAAGUGGACAGUGCAGAUCACAAGCUGCACCUGUUUGAGAACGCAGGUUUUGAAGGCAGGAAAAUGGAGAUUGUUGACGAUGAUGUUCCCAGUCUGUGGGUUUAUGGUUUCCAGGAUCGAGUUGCCAGUGCUAAGGCCAUCAACGGCACGUGGGUGGGUUACAUGUACCCGGGCUACAGAGGACGCCAGUAUGUGUUUGAGCACGGAGACUUUAAGCACUGGAAUGACUGGGGAGCCACUGCGCCUCAGAUCCAGUCUGUCCGACGUGUGAGGGACAUGCAGUGGCACAAGAGGGGGUGCUUCAUUGCCACCACUCCAAAUCCAAAUCCCAACUCUAAACCUAAACCCACUCCCAACCCCAAUCCUGUUCCUAACCCUACUCCAAAUCCCAAACCGUCUCCAAAUACCAAAUCACAAACACAGCCUUAAGCCUAAAACCACAAUUCCAGCACCUCCUUACACCUCCUGGGACAAGCCGAAGCCACUGUGAUAUGACAUUGACUCAUUACUGGCAUUUGUAAGGAUGAAAUAUGCAUUUGUGAUCACAAAUAAUAAUAAAACAAUCCCCGACUGUU
This is a messenger RNA of Hippocampus zosterae (dwarf seahorse), 1052 nucleotides long. RefSeq names its product beta-crystallin B3-like. Gene Ontology annotation, biological process: lens development in camera-type eye; visual perception. Gene Ontology annotation, molecular function: structural constituent of eye lens. The record is from RefSeq and is a predicted model, not a curated record. The transcript has 6 exons. Bases 160 to 906 code for a protein of 248 amino acids. NCBI's taxonomy places the organism in Eukaryota, Metazoa, Chordata, Actinopteri, Syngnathiformes, Syngnathidae.